CUUGAUGGCAUUUGACUAGAUGGCCGCGGAGCAGAGCUUGCUGCUGGAGGCUGGCGCCAAGGCGUCGCUGUCGCCGCGCACGCCGCGCUACUCGCACUCGCGCUGGGUCAUUGGCGUGAGCUGCGUCGUGGUCGUGGCCAUUAUCUGGACCUUUGCCAGCGUCCUCGUGCAGUACGUCUUCCACGACCUCGGCUUCAACAAGCCCUUCUUCCUCACGUACGUCGCCAACUCGCUCUUCGCCGUGAACCUGCCGCUCUACUACGGCGGCAAGUACCUCGGCUACGUGGUCCCGUCGUCGCGCCAGGCGAGCGCCCGCGACACGCUCGUCAUCAGCGCCAUCGUCGCGCCGCUCUGGUUCCUCGCCAACUUUACCUACAACAUUAGCCUCAACAUGACGAGCGUCACGAGCAGCACGAUCAUUAGCUCGACCUCGGCCAUGUUUACGUUUGGCCUCAGCAUCGCGUACCUCGGCGAGCGCUUUAGCUACGCCAAGCUUGGCGGCGUCGGUCUCUGCAUGCUCGGCAACUCGGCCACCGUCUUCAACGACUCUGGGAACACGACGCGCGACAACGUGUGGGGCGACGUCCUCGCGGUCUUUGCGGCCUUCAUGUACGGUGUGUAUACGACCGCGAUCCGGCGCCUGAUUCCCGACGAAGGCAAGGUGAGCCUCGGCCUCUUCUUUGGGCUCCUCGGCCUCCUCAACUUUGUGUGCUUGCUGCCGCUCGUGCUGGUGCUGCACUGGACGCAGCUCGAGAACCUCUCGGGGCUCACGAGCGAGAUCCUCGGGCUCCUCACCAUCAAGGGCCUCUUCGACAACGUGCUGAGCGACUACCUCUGGGCGCUCGCGAUGCUCUUCACGACGCCGACGGUCGCGACGAUCGGGCUCUCGCUCACCGUGCCCUUUGCGAUCGUCUCGGACUUUCUCUUCCAUAGCGUCUCGCCGACGCUGGUGACGGUCUUGGCGUCCAUUUUUGUGAUUGCCGGCUUUGUGCUUAUCAACGUCACGAGCGAAAAGGCCGAGGCCGACAAAGCAUAGCCUAGUUCUUUUGCUAAUAUAUACUAUCGAAAUACUACAGCUGCG
Messenger RNA from Saprolegnia parasitica CBS 223.65, 1081 nucleotides. RefSeq lists its product as hypothetical. Gene Ontology annotation, cellular component: membrane. The record is from RefSeq and is a predicted model, not a curated record. The coding region runs from base 20 to 1036 and encodes 338 amino acids. The transcript has 2 exons. Gene Ontology annotation, biological process: regulation of peptide transport. Lineage: Eukaryota; Oomycota; Saprolegniomycetes; Saprolegniales; Saprolegniaceae.